GUCGAUUGUCAUUCGACCGGCAUGGUUUCGUCGAUUCCGUCUUUCUUAAGAGACCUCGUCGAGAAACGAAGUUCGCAGUUGUGUGCAAUAAAACACGCGGAUCAUAGUGCGAUCGAUCAGGACGAUCGACCUGGUUCGGGCGAGUGCCAAUCAGUUAUAUAUAAAGUGCAAACGAUGGAGAAGUUAAACGUGUUUGCUCAUUUCAAGAAAUACACGAUACGAAACGAUCGCGAUGCGACACUUUUGUUGAUGAAUAGUGCAGAAAACGGGGUGAAUUGUGCAUCAGACGAUUCUCGAUGCUCUCGUAUCCAGUCUAAGAAGGGACGCGAAAAGUCUCGAACAGGACUGCUAAGCAGAUUUUACUCUACGAUCCAGAUCUCGCAAUUGAUUACGAAGACAUCUCACGAGGAUCUUCCGAUAGACAUGUCUCGAGCCCCUCUUAUAACGCCUGAGAACAGUUUGCAAACCGCGGAUCGUUGCAACGUUGUGAUGCUUGAGGCUGGAUUGCCCGGUGAUUCGUGGACAUAUUGCGUCGAGCGAGAACAACUGGCCAGAAGAUCAGAAUGGUUUCGGGCGAUGCUCACAGGUCCGCUUGCACCACCACCAACGGAUUCACCGCCGUUAUUGCAGUUGCAACACGUUGACAAGCGAGCGUUUCAUCAUUUUCUCAGAUAUCUUCACGAUGAGCCCGUCAAUUUUAUAUCGGUGUCGACAGCUAGGGCUACACUCGACGCGGCUCAUCAGUAUCUUUGUCCGGGGCUGGCGCAACUCGCCGUGGAAUACCUGGAGAAUCAUCUAACACCAUCGACGGUACUUGAGAUUUAUCAGGGUCUAGGACUCUAUGCGAACGAUCAGAGAGAGGGGGAAGAAAGUUCCGGUUCGGAUAGAUCAUCAAACUCUCCGACCGUACCACUAUCGCCCGGGGAUGAUGCUGGUGCAAUAGCCGCUGUGUGUACUGAUCUUUUGCUCAAGUGCCUGUCUGUGAUUGACUCGAAUCCGGUGACGGUGCUAAACCAGGAACGUUUCGAAGAACUCAGCAUCCAGGAAGUUGCUGAACUAGCGUAUCGCGAUACUUUAAAUCUUGGCAGCGAGUGCAUCUUGUUUUCCGCGUUAGACAGGUGGGCCGCGGCUGAAUGUAGAAGACAAGGUAUCGAACCUCUUCCGAUCAACAAGAGGCUCGUGCUCUCGGAAGAUAUUUGCUUCAGUGUGCGAUAUCUCCUUAUGAACGAUCGGGAAUUCGUCAGUGGCCCUAUGGCGAGCGGUAUUCUGACUAACGAAGAGUGCGUGCAUAUCGUCUCCAAGAUACUGGGACAUCCCGAAAGCUCAAAAAAUGAUAGCCUUCGGAGUUCCACAGCUGUUCAUCCGUCCAGGUUGUCCAGUACACCCAGGAUCGGCAUAUAUAAACGCGAUGAAGACUGCAAUAUGUUGAGGCCGGGCAAAAAAGAACGACAGGAUAACCGAAAAAACAGAAGAAAGGAAUGUGCCAGUCAAGGGCAGAGAACAUGCGCUCGGAUUGGAAACUGCCUUAUACAAAUCCUAGCUUGCAUGUUUGAUUAAAAAAUGCUCGUCCUUGAUUAAUCGUAAAACUUUCAAAUCUCCCACCGAAAAAAAUAUUCUGUUAUCUUUUUAUAUUACUUUGUCUUUUCGGUUGCAAUCUCAGCUCGAGGAACCAAGAUAUAAGAUAAUGAAAAUUAAAAGCGUCGCAGAAGUUCAAAACAUGUUUGAUAAUCGUCUGAAAAACUAUAAAGUGACAUUUAGAUACUUAUUGGGUAAUCGAAUCCAAUAUCUAUAGAAGAUUGUCAGUAUAACUGCAUAAUUAAAGUAAAGUUUACAUAUGUUACAAGUUUUUUGUGAAAUCGGCUUUUCUACAAAAAAGCUUAGUCUUUUAAAGCGCCGAUUUUUUUUAGACUCACGUUUUAUUUUAAAAAACUAGGUUUUUUGUAAAAAGGUUGAAUUUAUAAAGAACCUGUAAUAUAUAUAAAUUUCGGGAAUUUAUAUUUUUAUUUUAAGAACUUCAGAGCGCUGCUUCGCAUAAAAAACAUUUCAUAGAUUUUCUUAUUAAUGUAAUUUUGUUGGAUACAGAAAGAGGUAAGCGAUUCCUAUUAUUACUGGAAUUUUGUUAAGAAUUAACUAGAAAUAUUAAAAUCGUGCAAAUCAUGAUACUUAGGCGAUAUUUUUAAAGCCGAUAGAGACUGAGAUAUAUCGAAAGAAACGUUUUAUAAUGUUUUUAGAGGCAUAUUUAGAGAUCUCUGGCUAAUUUUUAUUAAUAAGAUUAUAAGAUACUAUUUUAGAGAAAGAGAGUGAGAGAUCGGAUGUAUAUGCUGAUUCGUUAAAAUUUUCAAAUUAUGUAAAAAUUUAGAAUUGUUACGUAUCACUUCCAUUUUAAUAUUAUAAAAAUAUUUUGUCGUUUACACGUGUUUUGUUACCUUAGGAAAUAUCAAAUCUUCUCGCUUGCAGCUUUCGCAUAAGAUCUAUAAUUGCUAUAGACGAAAUCGCAAGAGAUUUUUGCUUUUACAAUUUAUAUAUAAAAUUCAUUUUCCAUAAUAUAUAUCUUAUAAAAAAACGAAAGAUUUCAAGCUUUUUAUUCAGUGAUCGAAAAGAAAAACUUAUUUCUAUAGAUAUAAAUUAUUAAUGGUCCAAAACUAGAAAAAUCUAUCUUUUUUAUAAACAUCUUUCCUAAAUACUUUUUGUAAAUUUGGCAUAUACAAAAGUAUGGGAGAAAAUAUUCAAUUGGCGCCGCUGCAAACGCAAAAAUCUGUUGAGUAUAAUCACGAUGUCUUCGUUGUGUUCAUAAUUGUUAUUCAGAGUAUAUGAUCUUUAAAUUAUUUAUAAUGAUGUGUAUAUAGAACCAUGGCUGGUCCGUGAGAAUAAGUGAUGUAUAAGAAUAUAUAAUAUCUUGUAAAUGGCGGAUCAAGAGUCACCAAGUCUUUAUCUAUUUUGAUAUCCGCCAUUAAUUUUUGAAAAUUUAUUUUUCUUAUUUAUCGAGUAUCUACAUUUUUCUUGAAAUAUCCAUAUAUCUAUUUAUUUUAUUAAACAAAAAUUGAGUAUUUUAAAUAAAAACAAAAACAAAAAGGUUUUUGAAAAUUGGAUGUAUCACUAAAUAUAUUAUAAAAAUGAGAAAGAUUAUUGUUUUAUAUUGAUAAGGAUUAGUAAAUUUUUAUAGCUGUAUAUAAGAGACAUUGCGCAUUCUCACGAUAUACGUAUCGUUGCCAUUUACGAUUAUAUUUUUUAGUUGAGUUUUUUAACAUAUCUAUAAUGAAUCUUGCGCUUUUAUCGUACAUGCUUCAAUAGAGCUACAGACUGAUCAUACGAUAAUGCUUAUAUUUAAAACUUCUGUGAUUGUUGAGAAAAAAUAGGGAAUCGAUUGAAACAAAAUAACUCGAACUGUUUUGAAUAUGUGUUCCAUAUUUAUAUUCUUAUCUAUAUCAGAUUUUGUCUAUUUAAAAUGCCGAUAUUUUUUUUAUUUUUGUGAAUCUAAUAAAAGCGUCAUUGUAUAUCUGAUGCAAGCACAACUCCAUAGUGAGAAUAAUAGUAUAAAAAAAUUAUCAGCACUAGUCAUACUGAUUUGUUUUUCCAAAUAAUUUAGUUACCAAAUAUAUUACUAAUUCCUUGCACGUGUAUUAGAAAUGAAUACGUUUAACAAUGCAGACGAGAGAGCGUGAAAUAGAUAAAAUAGUGAAACAUAGAUAGUAAUCCGUGUUGUGUUGUAGUUAUAAAUUUAUAUUUAGUAAAAAGUAUAUCGCCUCAACAGUAAAUUAUUGAAUGGAGCUCAAAAGAGCGCAAUGUAAAUAAAAUAUGUACAUCAAAAAUGCUGAGCAUGGUCUUCUGCAUUAAUAAAACUGUUACUAAUUAAUUAUUAUU
Formica exsecta is the source of this 3861-nucleotide messenger RNA. RefSeq lists its product as uncharacterized. Gene Ontology annotation, cellular component: cytosol. The record is from RefSeq and is a predicted model, not a curated record. Bases 22 to 1557 code for a protein of 511 amino acids. Gene Ontology annotation, molecular function: protein binding. NCBI's taxonomy places the organism in Eukaryota, Metazoa, Arthropoda, Insecta, Hymenoptera, Formicidae. Gene Ontology annotation, biological process: neurogenesis. The transcript has 8 exons.